GAGUGGGCAAGGUGUGGCCGCUAUGACCAAUAAUUUUUGCAAUAAAACAUCUAUUGCAUUAAGUAACGCAAUAAUGUAUAGGAAAAUGCCACAGUUUUGACACAGCAGUACAACAAUUUGGGUUGGCCGGCAUCGCAGCAGUCCCCAGGUGGAGUCUGCACUCAGGUGACAGAGGCCGGCUGGUUAGUCUGAGGGAUCAAGAUGGUCGGGGCCUUGCUGCACUUCUCUGCCCUGCGGCGGCUGGUGGCGCCCUCAGCCUCGCGCCCCCUCCUCCAGGCGGGGCUGCAGCACGCCAGGCAGUCCUCGCACUUCACCUACUACCCUGACACUGUCCCGGAGUCCUACGGCGAGACACAGCGACUGAACCUGUUCCAGUCCAUCAACACUGCCUUAGAUCAUGCUCUUGCCACAGAUGAUACUGCAGUCAUAUUCGGUGAGGAUGUUGGCUUCGGUGGAGUGUUCCGCUGCACCAUUGGUCUUCAGGACAAGUUUGGGAAGGACCGUGUGUUCAACACUCCACUCUGUGAGCAAGGCAUCGCAGGCUUUGCCAUCGGCUCAGCUGUUGGGGGUGCCACCACCAUUGCUGAGAUGCAGUUUGCUGACUACAUCUUCCCAGCAUUUGAUCAGAUAGUGAAUGAGGCUGCCAAGUACCGCUACAGGUCCGGGAAUCUCUUCAACUGUGGCAAGCUGACCAUUCGUGCUCCAUGUGGUGCUGUCGGUCAUGGUGCGCUGUAUCACUCCCAGUCCCCAGAGGCCUACUUCAGUCACACUCCUGGCCUGAAGGUGGUGAUACCGCGUGGCCCCAUCAAAGCUAAGGGUCUGCUGCUGGCCUGCAUCCGAGAUGACAACCCAUGCAUCUUCCUGGAGCCGAAGGUGUUGUACCGCUCAGCUGUCGAGAUGGUGCCUUCCCAAGACUACACACUUCCUCUCUCCUCGGCUGAUGUAUUAGUAGAGGGGGAGGACAUUACCCUGUUGGCAUGGGGUACUCAGGUGCAUGUGCUGAGGGAGGUGGCCGAGUUGGCCAGACAACAGCUCAACGUGUCCUGUGAAGUGAUUGACCUGGUCACCAUCCUGCCCUGGGACCAGCAAACUGUCUUCAAUUCCGUCAAGAAAACCGGCCGACUGAUUGUAGCGCACGAGGCUCCCAUCACUAGUGGGUUUGGGGCAGAAAUCGCAGCAGCAGUGCAGAAUGAGUGCUUCCUCCACCUCGAGGCACCAGUGGAGAGGGUCUGUGGUUUCGACACUCCGUUCCCACACGUCUAUGAGCCAUUCUAUCUGCCUGACAAGUGGCGGUGUCUGAGUGCUGUGAAAAAGCUGAUGAGUUACUGAUCUUCAGGAGUUCUGUCACAUCAGGUAGGGUUCAAGUGAAUGGCUUUAGCAUAGCUUUGUACAUUAGGUUCAGUAACUUACUACUGAUUAAGCUUGUUAAGAUUUAAGAUUUUAGUGCAUCUCAUGAGAUGAGGGGGUGCACAGCUUGGUCGUGGAUUAGCUAGUGAUAAGAUAAACUUGCUGAGAAGGGGGGGGGGAAUGAUUUUCUAACCUAAUGAGAAAGGAGUAAAGACUGAACUCCUCACUGUGCAUAACACAGGGCUCCAGUCCGCACACAACUGUAUAAAAUGUUGCUAAAUUCGUCCACAUUUUCACAAACGGCAUAUUAGAUAUAUCCGUCAAUUUGUUCAAACCAAUGCAGAAUGAGUAAUAUUUGACAAUAACAAAUGCCGGCAACAUGAAAAUUUUUACUUGAGCUUCGUACCCAAACUGGUUACUUGCAUGCAUAUUCACCAGCUGGUGAAAAUGACAACGAACUUGAUCAUUCCUUCAAAUUCAUUACAUUAAAGCUCAUCUUUGCUAGUACUAGUCAGUCAGUAUUAUUGAGUAUUGGAGUUUGAUGGUGAGGGAACAUUGGAGACACUUCUGCCAUUGUCCACCCCCUGGGGGAAACAGGGCUUCGAAGAAACAGGCAAAUAAAAGUAAGAUGGUUUAUUUCUCAUACAAUGUUGGCUUGUUCGUACAAAAUCUUGUACUUAUGUACAGCUACUUCUCGGUUUCAUUGUUACCUGUGAUUAUUAGGGUAGUUCGCUAAUCCACCCCAUUUAACUAAGUGGGAAAAUAGGUUGAACACACUACUUUUCAUUAAUAAAUAUGAUCAUUUCUCAUAACAUGUAGUACUGUAAAAAUAAAUGUAUAUAUAUAUUUAAUACUGUUUAUGUGUAGAUGUAUAGUUUGCAGGGUUGGACAAUAGUUUUAGUUUUGAUAACGUCCAGUGUAAUAAAGUAGUACAUCCAACUUGUCUGAUCAAUUUAAUAAUAGUGUUAUAAUCACAAAACUUCAUUAAAAAAUGGAUCUGGCCUAUGAGUUCUACUGGUAUACCAGUUUCUGCAAAUUAACUGGAAGAAAGAAUGUGCCCAUGGCCGGUGAAACAUGCAGAGUCAAGACUUCAGGACGACUCAUUUGGUAGAAGUACAGCCUAAAGCUGUUCACACCAAACGAGUCAGUCUUUACACAAUUUGUCAGUCAAGGGGACAUAAUUUAAAUAAACUGUUCAGACCACU
Messenger RNA from Eriocheir sinensis (Chinese mitten crab), 2552 nucleotides. It is a transcript of the gene BckdhB, whose product is annotated as 2-oxoisovalerate dehydrogenase subunit beta, mitochondrial-like. Gene Ontology annotation, biological process: response to nutrient; branched-chain amino acid catabolic process. Gene Ontology annotation, molecular function: catalytic activity. The transcript has 8 exons. NCBI's taxonomy places the organism in Eukaryota, Metazoa, Arthropoda, Malacostraca, Decapoda, Varunidae. The coding region runs from base 202 to 1329 and encodes 375 amino acids. The record is from RefSeq and is a predicted model, not a curated record.